AGCCAUUUGCCAACCGCGGGCCGCGAAGCGGCGGGGGCCGCGCGGAGGGCCCGCCCGGAAGGCCUCCUGGGCCGUGCGGCCGCCAAAGGCAGCGGCGCCCAGGAGAGAGGCGAUGGCCGAGGGGCGGCUCGCCCUGAGCGCGGCGGUCCCGCCCUGCGCCGGUGCGCCUCCUGCGCCUGUGGCGUCCGCGAGCGAGGGGCCCAUCGGCGACUUCUGCGGCAGCCUGCGGCUGCAGGUGCAGGUGCUGCGGCGGUGCCUGGAGGCCCAGCAGGUGCCCCUCGCGGCCUCCGAGCCCGCCACCGCCGCGCUCCUGGAGGCCAUCGGUGCCGCGGGGCGCGACCUCCGCGCGGCGGCGGCGGCCUCGCGCGAGCGCCGCGCCUCUGGGCAGGGCCAGGAGUCGGGGGCCUUCUUGCGGCAGCGGUCCGCGGACUCGGUGCCGCCGCCGGACGGCUUGCCUGCUCGCGCGCCCCGCUGCACGUCCUCGCCGGUGCUCCUGAAGAGUGGUGGCGCGGGGGACGGCGGCGGCAGGGUGCUGCCGAGGGCCCACUCCGACCUGCUGGAGGACCAGCACGCGGAGCUGAUGGAGCGGCUGGGCCAGGCCGGGGCGGCCGAGCCGAGCGGGCCGCGCUGCCGGGGCAGGACUCAUGAUGCUGUGGGCAGGGGUACCAGCAGCGGCAGCCUGCCGGGGCCCCCCCGCGUCGGUGACGAGCCGUUCUACUCCGAGGACAGGCAGCGCAAGCUCGCUGCUGAGAUCGAGCACCUGAAGGUCCGCGAUUCGCUCGGCAGCGGCAGCGCGAGAAUGAGCAGCCUGCAGGCGUGCCGGCAGGACUCCACCCCGAGGGGGGUGCUCCGGCGCAUCGUCGGGUCCAGCGCCUUCGAGCUCUUCUUCUGCAUGGUCAUCGUGGCCAACGCGGCCUGGAUCGGCCUCGAGGUUAACUACCAGGCGGGCGUGCAAGAGGGGCAGCGCUGCCGCAGGUGCCAGAGUCAGGCCUUCCUGGCCGUCGGCCACGCGUUCACCGCCCUCUUCGCUGUGGAGCUGUCGAUCCGCCUGGGCGCGGAGGGUCUGCGCUUCUUCCACGGAAGGAGCAGCAACGCAUUCUGGAACUACUUCGACACCGCCAUCGUGGCGAUCAGCCUCUUCGAGGUCUUUCUGGAGGUCGCGUCACUCCUCGACGGCGGCGGUACCGACUGGGCCAACCUCCGCGUCCUGCGCAUCAUGCGCAUCACCCGUCUGCUCAGGGUGAUCAGGGUGACGCGGAUCUUCCGUUACGUGAGGGCCUUGCGCACGCUCGUCUACUCCAUCGCUUGCACGCUGAAGAGCUUGUUCUGGGCGAGCGUCUUGCUGAUGCUGAUCAUGUACGUGUUCGGCAUCCUGUUCACGUCGGCAGCCUCCGCCAGUGCCAGCAGCCUGGAGGAACGCGGCCUGCUCGAACAGGACGUGCUGGUCCUGGAGAGAUACUGGAGCUCGGUGGGCACCUCGAUGUUCACUCUGUUCAAGGCCAUGACCAGCGGGGUCGCCUGGGACGAGGUCGUGCGCCCUCUCGGGCAGAUACACUGGUUCUGGCCGAUGCUCUUCACUGCGUUCAUCGCGUUCAGCGUGUUCGCCGUCUUGAAUGGGUGCACGGUGGCGGAUGACCGGGGUCUUCUGCCAGAGCGCGAUCGAGAGCGCCGCGCACGACCACGAGCUGCUCGUCCAGUCCCAGAUUCUGGACAAGGCCCACUACGUCAGCCGCGCCAAGUCGCUGUUCCAGGAGAUCGACAAGGGCGAGUCUGGCAUCAUCACCAUCGCGGAGUUGGAGCAGCGGCUGCAGGACUCGGAGGUCCGCGACUGGCUGCAGUCGCUCGAGAUCGACGCCGACGACGCCUGGACGCUGUUUAAGUUGAUCGACACCGACCAGUCGAACAUCAUCGACAUCGAGGAGUUCGUGAUGGGCUGCCUGCGCCUGAAGGGCACCGCGCGCAGCAUCGACAUGCAGCGCCUCCUGUACGAGCAGCGGGGCCUCAUCACGAGCGCGUGCUCCUCUUCAUGUCGGAGGUCGCUGGCGCCACCAGCGCAGAGGACCCGCGGGCCUUGCGCAUGAGCUCCGACGUGAGACCCACGUGGAGCUGAGGGUAGGAGGAGG
Messenger RNA from Prorocentrum cordatum, 2123 nucleotides. NCBI's taxonomy places the organism in Eukaryota, Dinophyceae, Prorocentrales, Prorocentraceae. The record is from the annotation of a GenBank genome assembly.